GCACAAUUUCAACGCUCACAAAUGUAUUCUAUAUAUGCAUCAUCAUAAUAAUAAUAAUCUCAUGAACUUCCAUCCUCAUCCUCUCCUACAUACAACACCACCCCAUCCCCACUACUAGAAAAUUAAGACUUUUUUGAAAAAUUUAUCUUUUGUUGACUUUUGAGAAAUACACACACAAUGGCAGGCGGAGGAAUGGUGUCCGACAAAGGCGGAGCCAGGGCAGAGUUAUACGAACAUAAGAUCACCUCGUACUUUGUUUUCGCAUGUAUUGUUGCGGCUCUUGGUGGAUCUUUGUUUGGUUAUGAUCUUGGUGUUUCCGGUGGAGUAACAUCUAUGGACUUUUUCUUGAAGGAAUUUUUCCCAAAAGUUUACAAAAGAAAACAAGCACAUCUGAAGGAAACUGAUUACUGCAAAUAUGACAAUCAAAUCCUCACACUUUUUACAUCAUCCCUUUAUUUCGCUGCCCUUUUCUCCACAUUUUUCGCUUCCCAUGUUACCCGGAACUAUGGCAGGAGAGCCAGCAUUCUCUGCGGUGCAGUUAGCUUCUUUGCUGGAGCUGUUAUGAAUGCUGCAGCUCAGAACAUUGCCAUGCUCAUCAUCGGCCGGUGCCUUCUUGGUUUUGGAAUCGGCUUUGGUAAUCAAGCAGUUCCUCUUUACCUAUCAGAAAUGGCACCAGCCAAGAUCAGGGGAGCAGUGAACCAGUUGUUUCAAUUGACAACUUGUUUAGGUAUAUUUAUUGCAAACUUUAUAAACAAUGCCACUGAGAAACAUUCAUGGGGAUGGAGAUUAUCACUCGGCCUAGCCACAGUUCCUGCUACACUAAUGUUCGUUGGAGGGCUUUUCUUGCCUGAAACACCAAACAGUUUAGUAGAACAAGGAAGAUUAAAAGAAGGAAGAGAGGUUUUGGAAAAGGUAAGAGGUACCAAGAAUGUAGAAGCGGAAUUUCAAGAUCUUCUUGAUGCAAGUGAAGCUGCAAAGGCCAUCAAGCAUCCUUUUAGAAACCUUCUUAAAAGGAAAAACCGACCACAAUUGAUUAUUGGUGCUUUGGGUAUACCUGCAUUUCAACAACUUACAGGCAUGAACUCUGUGUUGUUUUAUGCGCCUGUGAUUUUUCAGAGCUUGGGGUUCGGUUCUGGUGCAUCCUUAUGGUCAUCCACCAUCACUAGUGGCACUCUUGUUGUUGCUACAUUCAUUUCAAUGGCGUUUGUUGAUAAAUUUGGUAGACGGGCCUUCUUCUUGGAAGCUGGCACUGAAAUGAUCAUCUGCAUGGUGGCCGUCGCAGUUACUCUGGCCCUCAAGUUCGGACAAGGUGUUGAGCUACCAAAAGGAAUUGGGAUUUUUCUUGUGAUCAUGAUCUGCAUUUUCGUUUUGGCAUACGGGCGAUCAUGGGGGCCAUUAGGAUGGUUAGUUCCAAGUGAACUGUUCCCAUUGGAGACGCGAUCUGCUGGUCAAAGUAUUGUGGUUUGUGUCAACAUGUUUUUCACGGCCUUAGUUGCACAGUGCUUCCUCGUGUCAUUAUGUCAUCUAAAAUAUGGCAUUUUCUUGUUGUUUGCUGGGUUGAUCGUUAUCAUGAGCAUCUUCAUCUUCUUACUGUUGCCCGAAACAAAACAGGUUCCGAUUGAAGAGAUACAUUUGUUGUGGCAAAAACACUGGUUUUGGAAAUCUUAUUGUGCACCUGAAGCUCAAACUGAAGAAAAAGUAAUGAAACCAGUAUAAUUUGUAGUAUAUAUUUUCUUCUUGCUUGUAUGGAUAUUAAGUUUAAUUUCCUUUCAAUUGUAUGUAUGUACUUCAAAAUAAUGUUUGGUUUAUUGGGACUUUAUAGAAAAGAAGGGAAUUACAAACGUUUCAUUUGACAAAA
Erigeron canadensis is the source of this 1858-nucleotide messenger RNA. Its product is annotated as sugar transport protein 14. Lineage: Eukaryota; Viridiplantae; Streptophyta; Magnoliopsida; Asterales; Asteraceae. Gene Ontology annotation, cellular component: membrane. The coding region runs from base 178 to 1716 and encodes 512 amino acids. Gene Ontology annotation, biological process: monosaccharide transmembrane transport. Gene Ontology annotation, molecular function: monosaccharide transmembrane transporter activity. The transcript has 4 exons. The record is from RefSeq and is a predicted model, not a curated record.